AUGCUUGCAUCAUCAACAGCACGUAUGGCCUUAACUUCUCGUAGCCUGAUGCUCAAUGCAGCCAGCGCACGUUUCCAGCCAAUAUGCAGCACCAUUUACGCUCCGCACCAGCCACUUACUGACCGGAAUAUAGUUUCUGCGGUUAUGGUGCCGCAGGUUCGCUCGUUCCAGUCCACAAUGGCCCGGCGUGAUAUUGAUUCUGCUGCCAAGUUCAUCGGAGCAGGUGCUGCCACGGUAGGAGUUGCCGGAUCGGGAGCUGGAAUCGGAACCGUUUUCGGAUCUCUGAUUGUCGGAUAUGCUAGAAACCCAUCGCUGAAGCAGCAACUGUUCUCCUACGCCAUUCUUGGAUUCGCCCUGUCCGAAGCCAUGGGUCUGUUUUGUUUGAUGAUGGCUUUUCUUCUAUUGUUUGCAUUUUAA
Messenger RNA from Anopheles marshallii, 417 nucleotides. RefSeq names its product ATP synthase lipid-binding protein, mitochondrial-like. Gene Ontology annotation, molecular function: proton transmembrane transporter activity. The record is from RefSeq and is a predicted model, not a curated record. The coding region runs from base 1 to 417 and encodes 138 amino acids. Gene Ontology annotation, biological process: proton motive force-driven ATP synthesis; proton transmembrane transport. Lineage: Eukaryota; Metazoa; Arthropoda; Insecta; Diptera; Culicidae. The transcript is spliced from 3 exons.